Molecule: messenger RNA, 3843 nt
Organism: Tripterygium wilfordii
Lineage: Eukaryota; Viridiplantae; Streptophyta; Magnoliopsida; Celastrales; Celastraceae
Product: exportin-7-like
Exons: 30
Coding region: 275-3421 (1048 amino acids)
Biological process (GO): protein export from nucleus
Cellular component (GO): cytoplasm; nuclear pore
Molecular function (GO): small GTPase binding; nuclear export signal receptor activity
Source: RefSeq, a predicted model, not a curated record
CCUUUUUUGGUUUUUCAGUACUUAACUUUUCUAUCGUUUCCUUCCUUCGCUGGGAUUCUUUCCUUAUUUCUUCUCUCUGAAACCGGUCCCCUCAAAAACUCAUCCAAACAGAGUCUGCAUCACCCGCAAACACAGAGAGACUGAUCGCCGCGUGUUUUUUCCGGCCAGUUUGUCCUGUACUAGUGCAGUAGUCGCUGUUGCGUUGCUGAUGACUGCUUAUUUGGCUCCCUCAUCUUGAGUUGUCAUUGUACUUUGGACUUCACUUUUGUAGAUUAUGGAGAGCUUGGCCCAGUUGGAAGCAGCAUGUGAAACACUUUACAAUUCCCAGAAUUCGGCUGAACGAGCUCAGGUUGAGAGCGCACUUAAAUGCUUUUCUGAGAACACUGACUACAUUAUGCAAUGCCAGUUGAUUCUGGACAACGCAUCAAGUUCUUAUGCGCUAAUGCUGGCUAGUUCGAGCUUAUUGAAGCAAGUGACAGAGCAUAGCCUUCCUUUGCAGCUUCGGCUUGAUAUUCGAAAUUACAUUAUGAAGUAUCUGGCCAAUAGAGGGCCUGACUUGGAGCACUUUGUCGUUGUAUCUAUAAUCCAACUAUUUUGUCGAGUUACAAAGCUUGGGUGGCUCGAUGAUGAAAGAUUUAGGGAAGUGGUUAAUGGGGUUAUGGACUUUCUGAGUCAGGCACCACGUCAUUAUGCCAUUGGUUUGAUGAUAUUGAAUCAACUUGUCUCUGAGAUGAAUGAGUGCAAGACAGGAUUGCCUGCUAUUAUGCAACGCAAAAUAUCCAGUGACUUCAGGGACAAGUCACUCUUCCAGAUUUUCAAAAUCUCUCUAACAUCUCUGAAUCAAGUUAAAAAUGAUGUUGGAAGCAAGCUGCAGGAGCUUUCUCUGUCUCUUUCCCUUAAAUGUUUGUCAUUUGAUUUUAUGGGGUCAUCUUAUGAUGAAAGUUCAGAUGAGAUUGGUAGCAUCCAGAUCCCUAUGUCCUGGAGACCAGUUAUGGAGGACCCCUUGACUCUACAGAUCUUUUUUGAUUAUUAUGAGAACUAUUUUUCAAAGGAGGCUUUAGAGUGCUUGGUGCGAAUGGCUUCCAUAAGACGAUCCUUGAUUACAGAUGAUUCGACUCGAAAGAAGUUUUUAGCCCAAUUAAUGGCCGGAACCAAAGAAAUUCUACAGAGGGAGAUAGGUCUUGCUGAUCAUGAUAACUAUCACGUCUAUUGUCGUCUUCUGGGACGGUUUAAGUUGAACUAUCAGUUACCAGAACUUAUAAGCGAUGAAAGCUUUAGUGAUUGGAUGCAUUUAGUGGCGGAGUUCACAUUGAAGUCUUUGCGGUCAUGGCAGUGGGCCAGCACUAGUGUUUACUACCUCCUUGGGCUGUGGUCCAGAUUGGUGUCAUCUGUACAGUAUUUGAAGACUGACUCACCAAACAAUUUGCACGAAUAUGUGCCCAAAAUAAUAGAAGUUUUCAUUUCUUCAAGAUUUGAUUCUUUUCUGUCCAAGGUUUCAGAUGAACUUUCCGAGGAUCCACUUGACAAUCCUGAACUUCUUCAGGAUCAGCUUGAUUUCUUUCCUCACCUCUGCAGAUUUCAGUAUGAAAGCUGUGGUACGUAUAUAAUCAAGAUAAUGGAGGCGCUAAUGCAUACAUAUAUAGGGGCAGCAAGCCUUAAGACCCUUGCACAUGGUAAUGAACUAUCUAUUAUUGAAGGAAAACUUUCUUGGAUGGUGCAUAUAGUUGCUGCUAUUCUCAGGACCAAUUAUAAUGGCACUAGUGGGGAAUCGCAGGAAAUUUUUGAUGCAGAACUUUCAGCUCGUGUUUUGCAGUUGAUAAAUGUCAUGGACACAGGGCUACACAGUCAGAGGUAUUGUGAGUUAAGCAAACAAAGACUUGAUCGUGCAAUUCUGAUAUUCUUUCAACUUCUGAAGAAAUCUUACAUCGGAGAUCAAGCUAUGCAUUCUUCCAAACAGUUUUAUGAUCUACUUUCUAAGAGUCUUGGUAUCCAUGAUCAUCUUAUGCUUUUGAAUACUAUUGCUGCAAAAAUUGCUAUAAACCUCCAGUCUUAUGCAGAGAGUGAAGAGGUUAUCAAUGAAACCUUAAGUCUCUUUUUGGAAUUGGCAUCUGGAUAUAUGACAGGAAAGCUCCUCCUGAAGUUGGACAGAAUUGAAUUCAUAAUCACACAUCACAAAGGAAAGCAUUUCACUUUCUUAGAAGAUUACAGACACUCCCGUAGCAGAACAACUUUCUAUUACGCCAUUGGUCUGUUGAUAUUCAUGGAAGACAGCAUCUUGAAAUUUAAGUCUUCAAUGGAUAGUCUUUUGCAGGUAUCUGUUCAUUUGGAGUCGAUUCCUGAUGCUAUUUUCCGCUCGGAUACUGUAAAAUAUGCAUUGAUUGGUUUGAUGCGAGAUCUUAGAGGAAUAGCAAUGGCCACAAAUAGCCGCAGAACAUAUGGAUUCUUUUUUGAUUGGCUAUAUCCAGCACACAUGCCACUUCUAUUGAGAGGCAUUGCACAUUGGACCGAUACCCCAGAGGUUACAACCCCGUUGUUGAAAUUUAUAGCUGAGCUGGUGCUGAACAAGUCACAAAGAUUGACUUUCCAUUCAUCAUCUGCUAAUGGUAUAUUGCUUUUUCGAGAAGUCAGCAAAAUAAUUGUAGCUUAUGGAUCAAGGAUUUUGUCUCUUUCGAACCAAGCAGAUAUGUAUACCUUCAAAUACAAGGGUACAUGGAUUUGCUUGACUAUUCUUACUAGAGCAAUGGCUGGAAAUUACGUCAACUUUGGUGUGUUUGAACUUUAUGGCGACAGAGCACUUGUUGAUGCACUUGAUAUUGCACUAAAGAUGACAUUAUCCAUUCCUUUGUCUGAUAUAUUGGCAUUUCAAAAGCUUAUGGUGGCGUACUUUGCAUUUUUGGAGGUCCUGUUGAGCAAUCAUUUGGGAUUCAUGUCUAAUCUAGAUACAAGCACUUUCACCUACUUUGUUGGAUCGCUUGGUGGAGGCCUUAAAAGCUUGAAUGCAAAUAUCUCUACACAGUGUGCUUCAGCCGUUGAUAGCUUGGCUUCCUUUUAUUUCAUCCACAUUACAAUGGGGGAGUCACCCGCUUCAACCACUGCCCUUAAUCUUGCUCGACAUAUUUCAGAUUGUCCUGGUUUACUUCCAGAAAUUUUGAAGACUCUCUUUGAGAUAAUUUUAUUUGAAGACCGUGGCAAUCAGUGGAGUCUUAGCAGAGCAAUGCUGAGCUUGAUACUUAUAAAUGAAGAGAUGUUCACCAACGUGAAGGCCUCACUUUUAGCUUCACAACCAGCAGAUCAGCAACAGAGGCUCUCCUUGGGCUUUGAGAAAUUGAUGGCUGACAUAAGCCGGAGUGUAGAUACGAAGAACAGGGAAAGAUUUUCACAAAAUCUGACCAAGUUCAAGAAUGAAUUCCGCUUCAAAUAAUUUGAAAUGUACCGGUGUACAUAAGGGCCAGAGAUUCCACCGUAAGAAAAAAUAAAGAAAACAAAAGGUUUUUUAAAAAAAGGUAGGAAAACGUGCAAAAGAAAUCUGAGUGAACUACUGAAGUAGAAGAAAAUUUUGAAAAGAGACAUCCUCGCGUGCUGCUUGAUGUCUUGUGUGAAAAAUGUUAUUAUUUUCUUGUAGUAUAUUUUAUCAUAGUGUUAGAAAAUAUGGGAUGGUUUAGUGGAUAUUUGUUUUGGUGGCGGAUGUUGCGGUUGUCAGAUGAAGCUGCCUCCUGUUACAAUUUUUGUGUCAAAGAUGCGCUUGAGAGUGUAAAAGUUACUUAUAUUCAAAGGUAUUUUUGCUCUCAUUUACUUCUGCAAAAGCUUAUACAAUAAAGAUGAUACGUUUUCAUCUUGGUUUUA